UGCCUCGACCCAACCGCUCGACUCCGCUACCAUCUUUGACAGCUGCGAACACAACCUCUAACAACACAUGACAAAAUACCCUUAACAAUCCAUUGGGUUUGUAAUCGAACAGAACUGAUAAACGCGAGUGACGUCAUUACCGUUAGUGACAUGUGAGAUUGUGGUGUAAAGGCUGUAGGCGCGCGGAGCUUCCAUAGCGGUACAAGCAUGUCGGGGGAGAAUUAAGUUAAAAUGCAAACAAAUCGAUUCGACUGCUGAGCAAAACAAAAACUGACUGAGAUAGUUCAACUUGCAUACAGCGAGAAUGUAAAGAGUCAAAACAUCUAGGAUAAUGUUAAGAGGAUUUUCAUGGAGUCUCCGGGGCGUAUGAAUCAAGCGAUGCCGACGAAAUAUCACCGACAGGAAGCCAACUACAGGAGUUGCUCUCAGUCGCUGCCCCUCGAUAUUCUAUGGUUGCCCCGUUCAGCAUUUCGUCACGCAGACGGCGAACUGGCGGACUGCGUGUUGGUGGUCGGAGUGUCCCGGCCCAAGCUCGCCGCGGCCCUCCUCUCCGUCACUCUCCUCUCUCUGUUCCUCACCUUCCAUGUGCUCUACGACAGCGCCAUCUAUAGUAUUCAAGCUGCAAGCAUGGCGUCAGCUGCAAGCGAGAGCAGAAAGAUGUUACAAAACCAAGAAAGCAGUCGGACGAUAAACCACCCUAUGAUGUUAAGAAAACGGCUCAAAACACCUCGUACACCUCGACCGACCCGCAGACUGCCGCAGGCACUGAUUGUUGGAGUUCGUAAAUGCGGUACGCGUGCUUUACUGGAAAUGCUCUAUCUGCACCCCAUGGUACAAAAGGCUUCCGGCGAGGUACAUUUCUUCGACCGGGAUGAGAAUUACGCUCUUGGUCUUGAGUGGUAUCGGAGCAAGAUGCCACUUUCAUUUAAAGGACAGAUAACCAUUGAGAAGAGCCCCAGUUACUUCGUUACACCUGAGGUACCAGAACGAGUAAGGGCAAUGAACUCAUCAGUGAGAUUACUACUCAUAGUCCGAGAGCCGGUGACGCGGGCAAUCUCCGACUACACCCAACUGCGAAGUCGGGCCACACCCUCAGCACCUGCUCUGGCCUCCGGACAUCCCCUACCUGAUGCAGCAAAGCCUUUCGAGCAUCUUGCUAUAUCUGCCGAUGGAUCCAUCAACGUUGAUUACAGGCCCAUUGCAAUAUCGCUUUAUCACGCCUACUUACACCGAUGGUUGGAGGUGUUCCCGAGGGAACAGAUUUUAGUCGUCAACGGGGAUCAACUUAUCGAAGAUCCUGUUCCACAACUUAGAAGGAUUGAGAAGUUUUUAGGCCUCGAGCACAAAAUCGGCAGGAAAAAUUUCUACUUCAACGAAACAAAGGGUUUUUACUGUUUACGCAACGACACCACCGACAAAUGUUUGCGUGAGACGAAGGGACGAAAACACCCCCGGGUCGAUCCGGCCGUUGUUACAAAGCUUCGCAAAUUUUUCAUACAACAUAAUCAAAGGUUCUACGAUCUCGUUGGAGAGGACCUCGGCUGGCCUGAGGAUUAAAUUGUUACUAGUAACUGUUGUGAUGAAACAUAUCAAAGAAAUUAAAUACAUAUCAUUAGCAGAUAAGAUGUUUUUAACUAUUUAUGUAUACAUUUUAGAAUAAAUUGUGUAAGAUAUUUUAAUAAAGAUAUGUUUAUUUACAAACGUCAAACUUUAGCGGCCUUACAAAUGAACUAGGUAUAAAGUUAUACCUCAGAAUAAACCAAUAAUAUGCUAACCCCCUUAUUCAUAAUAGUCUGCUAACUUAAAGCAUUGCUAAUUCGCACUCUGUCUUCUUCUAUUGACCUAAGUCAGAAUUAGAAGAAACACCUUAGCGGCUGUUUAAAGUUAGCGGACCAUUAUGAAUCAGGGGGUAUAUGUUUACAAAAUAUAGACAAUUUGCUUAUGAUUGGUUUAUUGGGACGUAUAACGUUUCCCGCGCUUUUUUACAAGGUUGCGUGACAUUCGGAAAACUUCAGAAUUGUCAUUGUAUUGACAGUGUUGUUAGCGAUAUACUCAACAAUUUACUUGGUUUAUACACAGGUAUAACUUUAUACCAAGUUUAUUUGUAAGGCGGUAGGAGUUUAGUUUAAAUGUUGUUGGCAAUUUUAUAUUUUGUUGUUUCUUUAAUGGUCAAUAAAUUUUUUUCGUGAGGGAUAGAAGCUGUUCGUGACAUUAUUUCGUGGAUUUUAGUAGGUAUAUAUAAUAUUUAAUUCUUGUUUAAUGAACCGUACCCAAUGAAACCCUGAGCAAUAUAUUUUUAUAUAUUUUAAUUAAGUAUUGUAUGCGGUCCUUAUACAAAGUUUAUAUGUAUACAGUGAUGUGAAUUUACAUAUUUAGAAAGUGGUUCUUUUCGAUUGUUUGAUUUAGCAUUAGUGAGAUUUAGAAAUAAAAUCAGUAAUAUACUUGUAGUUUAGAAUUACUAAUGAGAUUUACAUAUUCGUAAACACAUCGCCGAGUGUGUGUCGAGUAUAACUGCUUUCUCUUUUAGAUGUUGUAAUUUUGGUCGUGCAAUGUGUCCUUAAUGUUUCGUGUACGUUUUCCUACAGUUUUAGACGAGCAAAGUUGUCCUGCUUUGAUAAUGUGUCAGGUGUUUUAUGAUAAAUGUUUACAGUUACUUAAGUAUAUUUCAAAUAUAUAUCUGUGUGUCUGAUGUCUAUUAACCUAGCUGUUCCCGAUGCUAUUUGAUCUAUUUUCGAUCACGCUAUAGCAUUCAAAGUGAACACGCCGAUUUACCUAAAAUGUUUUUAAUUUCGUAAGCCAAUUCGACGCGGGUUCUAGAAUAUAUCUAUAUAAGUGUAACGUCCAAGACUGAAGCGUUAGAUAAGUCUAAGUAAUGCCUAUUUAGCUUAGAAUGUCCAUAGGUGAUACGAAAAUGAAUUGUGGGUAAAAUAUAGGGCAUCGCGACCGAAGUCUAUUUAGUAGACGUUUAAGAUCAAAUGCACUUUUGAAAGCAGGUUGUUUUCAUUUAGAAAAUACGCUUCCAAGAAACAUUUCAUAAUCAACGAAUAUUUGUAAUGUUUUUAAUCCUUUAUAUAAAAAAAAAAUUUGCACAUUCACGGAAAUAAUAAUACGAUGCAUUUGACCUUUGAUAAUAUAAUCAUUAUAGUUAGUCAUGUGAAAGAAAUGGGUGGCGAAACAAAUGUUGCGGAAUUUAAUGCAAUUUGCUGAAACUUUUCUAUUUUGUUGGAUUACAGUUUAAACGUUACUUUAAAUAUUCGUUUUGAAUCAGAUAUGAUAAAACAAUAUAAGCAUGUAAAGUUUUUUUUUAUAUACGAAAAAAAACAAUGAUUAAGUAUAUACAAUAUAAUACAAGCUUUUUUAAAAGAUACAUAUCAAUUUUAUAAAAUUUUAUCCAUUUAUUAUCAACAUAUUUAAAUUAUAUUAAAAAAGCAGAUACUAAAUAUAGGCAUACAAUAACAAUAACAAUUACCAAAUUGUUAAUAAGUUACGACCAAUUUUGAUUCAAAUUACAAAUUUCUGUCAAAUGUCAAAUUGCGUGACGGUCACGCGAGUUGUGAUACUUCCCCAUCCCAAGAGUGCCCAACGUGUGUAAAAAGUUUUCGCAUCAAAGACGUGUUCGAAACGCAUCAAAAAUGAUGAACAAGCCAAUAUUUAUAAGUCAAAUUAUUAUAUUUGUGCACGAUUCUAAACUUUUUGCCAGUAAUAAAACUCCAUACCCGUUUACUCCGUUUCGUAUAGAAUGAAAUACGUCAAAAAAUAAAUAACAAAUACGUCAACCUUGAGUGGUCAUUGUCAUAAAAAGAAAACAUUAUCUUUAUAUUAGGGCCCUACAUUUCUUUGUAUGUUGUCAGUGUCACUGUCACUUUGUCGUGGCGAGACUUAAAUUUUAAGUCAACUUUCAAUUAUGUCAAAACGGACAUAGGGAGUUGUGUGUCUUUGAGCAGUGUUGCCUAUACAAUAGUCAGGCAUGGUGGAUGUUAUUUUUAUUUCUCUUAUUUAGGAAACAUGCAGUCUUAAGCUAUUAAAACAAUAAAUAUUUGAAAAUUAAUAGUUUCAAAAUUUAUAACAAAAGUUGUUUAAUGCUCGGAAAAGAUCGCAACCUAAAAUACACAUUCAACAAACUUACAAUACCAAAGCAUAAUAGAAGAAAACAAAAAGAUUACAUAAUUUGCCGAUAAAAUCGAUUAGAUAGUAGUGAAGGGUUCCCCAUAUUAUUACAAGAAAAAAUAAAUAUCAAUUAUUGUUUGCAACAAAAAAGUUUGCAAAAUUUAGUAAUAUAAACUUACAUUGCGGGAGCAUAAUUCAUAGAAAAAUGAAAACAAAGAUUUACAUCGAUUUGCCGAAAAAAUCAACAAUCUAAGAUUACAUGAUAUAAUACAAAAGGUUUAAUACUCAAAAAAGCUAGCAACAAAGUUAUGUAACAUUUAUCAAAUAUUCUUCGUUUAUUUUUCAGCAAUAUAUCAAAUCAAAUCAAAAUCCUUUUAUUUAUGUAGGUUAACGAAAUGGCACUUAUAAAUGCCUAAAGUUUUCUUUACUUUUUACAUUUACCACCAGUUUGGAAAUGAUUGAGCUUUAAGGAGAAGAAGUGGCAAGAAACUCAUUGCCACUAUUUUAAAAUAACAUUUACAGCUUCAUUGUUUUACAAAUCAUUUCAAUUACAAUAUACGUGAAGUGAUGCGACAAAAAUACUCAAGAGUCAAAGCUCAUUGCCUUACACGAGUAAGUUAAAAAAGAAGUAAAUGUAAAUUCCUAAAACACACGGACUAGUAAAAAAAUAAGGACUCCGUGACCUUACAUAACAGUGUAGCACUAAAACAAGCCGAUUAACGUGUAAAUACAUAGCCCCACGCACACACACUACUACAGGCCGAUAGGCGGCCAUUAAGAGAAUUGUCAUCGUCUGUGACAGAUCAGUUUGCGUCUCAAUAAAAUAUUUUUAAAAUGCCGUCGUCCGUUGUGAAAAGUGUAAAAACGAUACUAUAUAAGUAUUUGUGAGGAGAAAAAGUUGUGUAACUAUUAUCCCCCGUAACCGCACACACACUAACUUAACGGUGCUUCACUUGCUAAUAUCACGGCGCGGAGUCCUUCUUUUUUUACUCGUCCUUGGUAAAACACAAGACUUAUUGGUAAAGUACAUGCUGCAUGUUAUUAAGUGAGCAUUUUAUUAGCGAUUAUACAAAAUAUACUUACCUACUUAAAUUUUUAUCGUUUCCGUAACUUUACGUAUAACAAUGUUGCGUUUAAAUAUUAAUAAGUUCAAAUUUUAAAAUAUACAUCUAUCCUAACGAAUAAAAAUAUAUACAAUGACAUUAUUUAAAAAUAUUUCUUUGGAAUUUGGCAAAUUGUAUUAAACAAGAAUAUCAAACAUAUCUCUUACUGGUUAAGUUUUUAGGAUAAUAUUAAAUUUCUAAUUAAGUCAUGUUACGUCAUUUGAAUAUUUUAAAUCUAUUUGAGUUUACUACAAUUAAUUAAUGAAUUAAUGAUAGAUUACUUAUUUAUAUCACUGUUAAAUGUUGUGCACGGACAUACUAGUUAAUUAAGUAGACAAUUUUUUUUUAUGAUUUUGAUCUUAGAUCAUUUAUACGUCUAGAUAGACUGUGAAAGAAACGAAAAAAAUUGAGGUUAACAGUUAACCUCUAUUUUAAGUAAUGCUACACUAACACAAAGUGACAUACAAUCACGAUUGUAAGAUUCAGCUUGUCACGCACACUAUACCAGUGGGAGGCUCCUUUGCACAGGAUGCCGGCUAGAUUAUGGGUAUCACAACGGCGCCUGUUUCUGCCGUGAAGCAGUAAUGUGUAAGCAUAACUGUGUUUCGGUCUGAAGGGCGCCGUAUUUAGUGAAAUUACUGGGCAAAUGAGACUUAACAACUUAUGUCUCAAGGUGACGAGCGCUGUUGUUGACCGCUCAGAAUUUUUGUAAUGGGCAGGGCGGAUCAAUUACCAUCAGCUGAACGUCCGGCUUAUCUCGUCCCUUAUUUUCAUACAGUAAAAAAAUACUAAAGUAAUAAACCUGGCCUGUUUUCAUCGGUUGUCUAACAAUUAAAGACUCUAUCUAGACGUAUAAAUGAUCUGUUUUGAUAAUAUAUAUUAAGUAAUUUUACGGGUGUUAAUUACUUUGCGAUUUGUUUGAAUGUUUAUACUGUUUUUGUGCAUGUGGGAGAUUUAAAUAUGUUAAUUUCAUAUCGGAAUAUGGUUAUU
Messenger RNA from Leptidea sinapis, 6200 nucleotides. RefSeq names its product heparan sulfate glucosamine 3-O-sulfotransferase 1 (gene Hs3st-A). The coding region runs from base 349 to 1557 and encodes 402 amino acids. Lineage: Eukaryota; Metazoa; Arthropoda; Insecta; Lepidoptera; Pieridae. Gene Ontology annotation, molecular function: [heparan sulfate]-glucosamine 3-sulfotransferase activity. The transcript has 9 exons. The record is from RefSeq and is a predicted model, not a curated record.